AUGAUCCCUGUGCCGCUGCUGGUGUGUGUGAUGGCAGGCUGGUGUGCCGUCUAUCUCGCCGACACACUGCUGAGGUCGUCAGCGACACAUCGGAUCAGCUACGAGUCAUGGUUGGCGAGUCGAGGGCUGAUGUUGUCUCCUUUCCAUCUGAGAUGGCAAACCACCAUGUUCAACCGGCUGUUUGCGUACUGCGCCCGCAUCAACCCCCGAGCCCUCUACCUGUGGUUCAACAGCGGCCUCGUGUUCGGUAUAGUAGCCAUGCUGGGAUCAGUGGUGCUGCUGACAAAGACGCUGCAGCAGACGCUCGCUCAGAUGACCACAGACAACCCUCGAAUAGGAAGUCAGCAGGCCCUGCAGGUGGUGGUCCCUGGUGUCAAUCUGCCCACCAGUCAACUGGCCUACUUCUUCACUGCCCUGCUGCUCAGCGGAGUAAUACAUGAGCUGGGCCACGCUGUGGCAGCACUGAGGGAGCAAGUGCGAGUGAACGGCUUCGGCAUGUUUGUGUUUGUGGUGUAUCCCGGUGCGUUUGUGGACCUCUUCACCACACACCUCAGCCUCAUAUCACCCACUCAGCAGCUCCGCAUCUUCUGUGCCGGAGUCUGGCACAACUUUGUUCUGUGUGUGGCAGCAUUAGCCCUCCUCUUCCUGUUGCCCGUCUUUCUGUUUCCCGUGUACUCCACCGGCACCGGGGCGCUAGUCACCGAGGUCGUCCAGGGCUCUGCGGCUGAAGGUCCCCGGGGUCUGUCAGUUGGGGACAUAGUGACCAGACUGGAGGACUGUCCGGUCAAGGGAGUGGAGGACUGGAGCAACUGCCUGUCUCACCUCUCUCACAGCCCGCAGACUGGAUACUGUGUCCCCAGCACCAGCCUGCAGCCCAGCUGGGCUCACGGACGAGCUUUCAAGCGUUUGGAUGGAACGAUGGACUGCUGCAGCAACAACAGCCUGACAGACCUCUGCUUCUCUUACAUGAAACCACAGGGCAGGAACAGCAGAGAGAGAGAGUACGCCUGUAUGCCGGUGCGGAAGAUGGUGACUGGGACGCGAGUGUGUCGCACCAACGACGACUGCGCCGCAUACUCCCGCUAUGCCCUCAUUUGCGUCACUCCCUCUCUGGAGAACCAGACUCGCUUCAUCCGUGUCACACACCCGCCAAACACACACAUGCUGUUUGUGGGGUAUCCGCCGCACCUUCAGUACUCUGUGAGUCUGACCAACUUUGUGCCCCGCUUUGCUUUCCUCAACCUGGAUCUUCCCGUCUUCUUGGAGACCUUCUGCAAAUAUGUGGUGUCCCUCUCUGGUGCGUUAGCAGUAGUAAACUCCGUGCCGUGUUUCGCUCUUGACGGUCAGUGGAUGCUGAACGCCCUGCUGGAGGCCACGCUGGUUACUGUAGUAACGGACCGUCAAAAGCGCGACCUUAUUGGCUUCUUCCUGCUGCUGGCGGGCAGCGCCCUGCUGGCAGCCAACGUGGCUCUGGGCCUGUGGAUGGUCACGGCUCGGUAGCCACAGUGGUAAGCCACCCUGGCAAGACAAAAACUGAAUAAAUAAAUCGCCCAUGUGGACUGAGAGUUGUUCUCUUAGGAUGUGUUUGACACGUGUGGACCAUUUAACUGUGAACACACAAGGAACAGACUGCGUUACCCAGCAGUACUGCCCAAUUUCUGCAGAAUAUUACUUUGCCUUUAAUGCUUUACUGGGCAACCAGGGAAACAAUAAACAACUGACUUUCACCUUGUUGCCGCCAUAUAUACACACAAAAGCACAUAAACAGAUAAACAAUGCACUUGCUGUAAAGCACUAUCCUAUGUGACUGUUUACAAAAGACUGCUCAAUAUUUCCAAAUGUUAGUGUCUGUACUGUGUUUGAAGUUUGAGAGAAAACUGUCUUGGUUUUUGAAGGGUUUGAUUCCAAAAUGCCAUAUGUCCCUGUUGGAACAACAGGGAGGUUUGUCUGUCUUGGCUUCAGUGUGUGAGGGCAAAAUCAAUCCAAGCCAUCUUUGGACAAAAAAACUCCACAUUUUAAAAGCCUUUAUAUUAUCAGCGAAUGCAUGGCAAUACUUUGUUCUUUGACUGCACAUCACUGUUGGAAAAACUUUGCUACCUAAUGUUCAUGUUUUAACAGAACUACUGGCUCAUUAGCAAGUACAUGAAUUAGUUAAUUAAAUAAAAUGACUGCAAAUUUUUUUAAAGGUGCAGUUUUAUUCACUCUAGUCAAGUGUUUUUCUCCUCCUCGGGCAUUGUAAUGGGAAGAUAGUUUUCUCAAUGAAAUUUUUCUCCACUUUUUCAAAAUGAACUUUUCCCCAGUUUUCUCAAAGUGUAAGUUUUUAUUCUCUUGGCCUGUCACUGUCUGUGAUCUGACUCAUCAAAACUGUGGAAUAAAGGACUAAUUUUAUUUAAAACUC
Molecule: messenger RNA, 2398 nt
Organism: Micropterus salmoides (largemouth bass)
Lineage: Eukaryota; Metazoa; Chordata; Actinopteri; Centrarchiformes; Centrarchidae
Gene: mbtps2
Product: membrane-bound transcription factor peptidase, site 2
Exons: 11
Coding region: 1-1500 (499 amino acids)
Biological process (GO): regulation of response to endoplasmic reticulum stress; membrane protein intracellular domain proteolysis
Cellular component (GO): cytoplasm; membrane
Molecular function (GO): metalloendopeptidase activity; protein binding
Source: RefSeq, a predicted model, not a curated record